ACCGGCACACCGCUGCUGUGUUGAUUUUUUUUAAAAAAAGUAUAUAUUAUCUUUAUAGGUAUACCACGACACUGUUCGGUAACAAUUCAGUACACCCGAGGGCGGCGCGUGACAACAGCUGUUCGGCGUUUACAUAAUAAUAUUAUUAUUGUUGUUGUUGGUGUUGUUGCUGAGUCCGGCGCGAGGACCGAUCUCGUUCUACUCGCACUUUGUAGACCGCACUACCGCAGUCUCACCGUGUUCGUGCAGUCCGCCCCGUGCGCCCGUCGAUGCGUUAUUGCAUGAUAUAAUACGGUGCAUUAUACCUACGUGUUUUUGGCACGUCCACCGGCAAACGAAACCCAAUAUCACAAAUUCACAAAACCAGUCAUUACUCACUGGCAGGCUGUAGUUGCGUGUCAUAACUCAUAAACCGACAGUCGUCAUAAUAUUGAACACCGUCGUAAUUAUUGAUUUCAGACCAAUCAGAUCUCGUAUCGUCGUGUAGUUCUACACAACUGCCCGACAUAUUUUAGAGUGUCAAACGUUCAUCAUGACCAAUCAAAUGGAUAAAAUGAAGUGGUCCAGCAUCUUCGUGGAACUGGUGCUGCUGUUGGUUAAAAGCGUUUACUACAUUGGCGAGACCAUUUAUUACAUGUUCGUACCGUUGCCCGAAAAAUCAUUGGCUGACGAUAUCGUUUUGAUCACAGGCACAGGACAUGGAAUAGGGAAAUGUUUGGCGAUGCAGUUCGCCGACGUGUCCGCCAAAGUGGUGUGCGUCGACAUCAACGCACAGUCGAACGCGGAGACCGCAAAGGAAAUCAACGCCAAGUGGAAAGGAAAAGCUUUCGCUUACACAUGCGACGUGUCGACGUUGGAAAAAGUCAGAGAGUUGGGCGAAAGGGUCAAGAGCGAAGUAGGCACUGUUACCAUUCUGGUCAACAACGCAGGGAUAAUGCCAUGUAAACCUCUCGAAGCUCACGACGAAGCCACAAUAAGGAAAAUAUUCGAUAUCAACGUGUUUGCUCAUUUCUGGAUGCUCGAUACAUUUUUGCCGGGAAUGAAAGCGCUGAACAAAGGACAUUUAGUAUUCUUGUCGUCGAUGGCCGGUAUAAUUGGCUUGAAGAACUUGGUACCUUACUGUGCGUCCAAAUUCGCAGUUAGAGGUCUAGCAGAAGCGAUAAUGGACGAGUGCAGAGGAGAUGGCUUCACAAAUCUCAAUUUCACCUCUAUUUUCCCGUAUAUGGUCGACACCGGUCUGUGCAAGAAACCUAUAAUUCGCUUUCCAAGUUUGUUACCACUCGUAACGCCUGAAUCGACAGCAAAAGAAAUAAUAUCGGCCGUCAGAAAGAACCUGUUUGAACAUUCCAUUCCAAGUCCAUUGCUCGCCCUCAACAACAUAUUUAGGUGUUAUCCGUAUAAAAUGGCAAUGGACUUUAAAGAUUUCAUGGGUGGUGGCGUUGAUGCACAUGAUGAUUAAUAAUUGUCAAGCGCGCGUGAAAACAAAAUCCUACCGAAAUAAAUAUAUUCAUAUAAUACAGUUCGUAUAAUAUUCUAUAAUAGCCAUACACAGCUAAUAUAGAUCAAUUGCGUACUAUUUUAUACAUUAUUAUAUGAAACUCUGAGUUUGUAUAGUACAUUUAUACUACAUUUGUGGGUAGCAAUUAUUUUUGACUUCAGUAAUUUAAUACUCUAAAGAUCCUAACUUUAAGAACAAAACCUGCCUUAAGCUUUCAGACGCACUCUGCUCUGCUUAUUGUGAUUUUGUUUAUAGAUAUUAUGUACUUUUUUAAUGUAUGUUAAUUUGUUUUAAUUUUAGCUAUUCGUAAUACAAUGGCAUGUACUCUAACUUAUCUAAUUUGAUAUAAUUCAUAAAUUUUAUUUUUCUAAUCACAAGCACAAUUAUCAAUGUUUAAACGUGAACAAUUUGUAUUUAAAAAAAAAAAUAUUUAACUAAAAUGUAAUUAAGAAAAUAUUUAGAAAACUAAGACUGUUAUUGUAUUGAAUACUUGCCUAACUUAAAUACAUUUAUAUAUGUAAUUAAUAUACUGAAAUUUGGUAUUUGAGUUAAAGAAAUUUAAAUAAAUGUAUAUUUUUUAUUUGUGUAAUAAUACAUGUACCAAAUUAUAGACAUAAAAAUAAAUCUAUUUAUACAAAGAGGAGCUUAAACUUCCAAUACAAUAUUAUUUUCAUCAUA
Messenger RNA from Metopolophium dirhodum (rose-grain aphid), 2176 nucleotides. RefSeq names its product short-chain dehydrogenase/reductase family 16C member 6-like. NCBI's taxonomy places the organism in Eukaryota, Metazoa, Arthropoda, Insecta, Hemiptera, Aphididae. The transcript is spliced from 9 exons. The record is from RefSeq and is a predicted model, not a curated record. Gene Ontology annotation, cellular component: lipid droplet. Gene Ontology annotation, molecular function: oxidoreductase activity, acting on the CH-OH group of donors, NAD or NADP as acceptor. The coding region runs from base 533 to 1459 and encodes 308 amino acids.